UAGGGAAGCUGAAGUUGACUGGCUGGCUUUUCAUGAGGAAGGAGGAGUCAGUUUCCAUGGCAUGGACACAACACUCUGGAUGGUGAAGACUGCCUGCCAGCACAGAGCUCGUCGAAUUUCACACGAUACAUUGUUUUCUGUCAUGGAAUUGACCAAAAUGUCAGACAUGACAAAGCUUCACCAAGCUGUGGCUGCUGGAGACCACAGCUUAGUGAAGAGGAUUUUGAAGAAAGGUCUCUGUGACCCAAACUACAAAGAUGUAGACUGGAAUGACCGGACCCCACUUCACUGGGCUGCAAGCAAAGGGCAAAUGGAGAUGAUACGGCUCCUGAUAGAAUAUGGAGCCAGGCCCUGCCUGGUUACCAGUGUGGGCUGGACCCCAGCUCAUUUUGCAGCGGAAUCAGGCCAUCUGAAUGUACUCAAAGCUCUCCAUGCAUUGCAUGCUGCCAUCGACGCCCCUGACUUCUUUGGAGACACACCAAAGAGGAUUGCACAGAUCUAUGGGCAGAAAGCCUGUGUGGCAUUUCUGGAAAAAUGGAGUUUCGCUGUUGUUACCCAGACUGGAGUGCAAUGGCACAAUCUCGGCUCACCGCAACCUUCACCUUCUGAGUUCAAGCAAUUCUCCUGCCUCAGCCUCCCGACUAGCUGGGACUACGGGCGUGCACCACCAUGCCCAGCUAAUUUUUGUAUUUUUAGUAGAGACGGGGUUUCACCUUGUUGACCAGGAUGGUCUCGAUCUCUUGACCUCAUGAUCCACCCGCCUCAGCCUCCCAAAGUGCUGGGAUUAUAGGCAUGAGCCACUGUGCCUGGCUCUUAUGACUUUUAAAAUAUGUUUUUUCUAAGAAUAAAUCUCAUGAUAUAUUCUUGCAUGCCUUUUAAAUGCUGACAUUCCUCAGGGUCCUGUCUUUGGCUGUCCUCUACUGACUUUCUCUAGGUAAUCUCAGCCCCUCCCUAGUGACCAGGGAUGAACAUGAAAUAUGACCCCAACAUAACUGAAAUGCAGGAGGAGUGCUUUCCUUCAAAUAGUGGGAGUGCUAUUGCCAAGAAAAGUAGGCAGACAGUGUUGAGCCAGCAAAAACAACAAAGUUCAGUCACAUCAUGUGUUAGUCAUCUCUAUUUAUCAGUUCCCACUAAGAACUUCCCAUCUGACAGUUAAAGGGCUUAGGAAGAAUAAUCCUGAAUUAAGGGGAAAUUAACUUGGAUCUUGAAAGAUAGCUGACUGAUGGAGGCAGGAGAAAAACUGUUGAUUCGGAGUGAACGCACCAACUUGGAAAUGUGCAUAGGUGUGUGUAUAUGUGAGAAGGUGAGGGAUAAUGGAGGGACAGUGUAGGGAUGAAUGGCCUGGCUAAGCAGAGCAUUCACACUAGAGAGGAAUGGAGGAUAAGGUCAGGUGAGGGGGUGGGUAACCACAGUGAGCCCAGUGAGCCAGGGAAGCAGAAGAGUGAUUCACAAGGGAAUCACUCAUCAGGGGAUUCACAAGCUGAAAUAAAUGCAUUAGCAAUUUACUUGGGUAGUAGAGGAGUCGGCAGUGGUACUGUGUGGCAUUGAAGAUGGUUAGACUUUAGGCAAGGGGAUUACUUAAGGAAUUUCUUAUUGAUUCACAUUUUGAGUAAGUUAGCUCCUGGGAUAGGUGAUGAAGAAAAAGGAUGUAAGAGAACUUCAAAAGAAACCUAGACACUAUGUGAUCAUUUUCUGAAUAUCUUAGGAAUUAUUGGGAAACAAUUUGGCUUUUGAUUCAGCCCCCUAAAUGAUAAACCAAUCAUUUAGCAAACAUUUUUGAGUUCUGCUGUGUGUGUGUCAUUGAGUUAGACACUAAAAAGGACCUAAAAUAAACCAGACAUAGUGCUAGACAUCCAGCAGUUUAACUGCCUGGGAGAAGAAAUAACUUGUUUACAUAAAUAACACUAAUGCAAGGCAGAGAGUGACUAGUCAGAGGAGGGACUGGUGUGGUCUGAAGUUUGAAACGUCACCUCCAGCUUGGGGUGAAGGACUAGCAAGUUUUCUGUCCUUUGAAUGAACUGUGCUUUUUAUAAUGGUUUGCACUUAAAAUGCUAUUUGCCUUGCCUAUACCGUUAUCUAUCCUUUUAAGUUCCAUUUGUCCUCAUAGUGGUUCAAGUUUUAUUUCUGUAAAGUGACUCUUCCAAGUGCCUUUAAGUAAGUCAUAUAAUCACCUUUUGCCUCAUACAAAACUGUAUAUGUGUGUAUUUCCUAUUGUCUGUGUGUGUAUAAUGCUCUACUUACCUAAUUGUCUAUUUAUCCAUCCAUCAAUCCAUUUACAACAAUCUAUAUUUUUAUAUAAUCCAUACAUACAUAUAAUACAUAUGUGAUUAUGAGUCAUUCUCAUUUUCUUCCUUAUAUGAUUCUGCACUUUAUAUUUUAUACAAGGAACACAUGUCACUUUUAUAAUUACAAAAAAUACAACUAAAAACAAUCUUCCAAUAAUAUGCAGGGUGCUCUAUAAAUGUGAGCACUUCAAGAAUUAUUGGCACUUUCUUCAAGCUAAAUGACUAUCUUUGAGUCUGUUAACAUCUCACUCAGGUCACACGAUUUUUCUUUCCCUCCAAGUAGUUUCUUUAGUGUCUGAGACCUUCCCUAAGUGUAUGCUUGGAAUUGCUCAAACUUGGCCUCCUUCCUUCUCAACUGAACUGCUGUGUGCAGAGCCUGUGAAGAGAGGCCAACUUCAAGUGUGGGGCAGGCUCUCCUGCUCCAAGUUCAGAAGCCCAUCUCUUCU
Callithrix jacchus (white-tufted-ear marmoset) is the source of this 2731-nucleotide messenger RNA. It is a transcript of the gene ANKRD66, whose product is annotated as ankyrin repeat domain 66. Lineage: Eukaryota; Metazoa; Chordata; Mammalia; Primates; Cebidae. The record is from RefSeq and is a predicted model, not a curated record. Gene Ontology annotation, molecular function: protein binding.